GGAAAUUAGCACGGGAGAUUCUAGAGAAAAAUUAUUAAUUAAUAAAGAUGUUGGGCGAUUUCCUGACCAGAUUGCUAGUGUUGAUUUUUGGAUAUGCAUAUCCAGCAUUUGAGUGCUUUAAAAAGGUGGAGAAGAACAGGGUUGAGAUUGAUGAACUCAGAUUUUGGUGCAAAUAUUGGAUCCUUGUGGCUUUUAUUACUGUUUUGGAGAGGAUAACAGACAUAUUCAUUUCAUGGUUGCCCAUGUAUGGAGAGAUGAAGCUUGGAUUUUUUAUCUACCUAUGGUAUCCUAAAACCAAGGGAACCGUUUUUGUGUAUGACGCCAUCUUUCGGCCUUUCAUGGCGGAACAUGAAACCGAAGUGGAUCGGAAGAUCAUGGAGCUGAGAGCUCGAGCAUGGGAUGUUUUCACGCAUUACUCGGCGAACUGCUCGGAAAUAGGGGUGGCUAAAUUCUUCGAAAUGUUUCAAUACGUAGUAGGCCAAACUACCAAGUUCAAUCCCACAAAACCUAACAAUCCGAAAUCUAAAGACCGAAGUCUUAACAACAUCCCACCACCACCAUCUCCGAAUGGAUUACGGAGUCCAUCGGCCAAGGCUUUUAACUCAGUAUUGAGCCGUGUUAACUUUGUUGACUCACCGAGGUAUGGUCAACCGGACAGCCCAUCGGCACACCAGUUCGACAACGGCAACGACUCGAUUCCGUAUUCCACAAGUAACUCCAGGAUCCAACAUGCUCGUCUUAAUCUCCGACGCACCAAACCGGAAAAUUAAUAGUUUAUGAUAAUGCAA
Hibiscus syriacus is the source of this 788-nucleotide messenger RNA. Its product is annotated as putative HVA22-like protein g. The record is from RefSeq and is a predicted model, not a curated record. The transcript is spliced from 6 exons. The coding region runs from base 48 to 770 and encodes 240 amino acids. Lineage: Eukaryota; Viridiplantae; Streptophyta; Magnoliopsida; Malvales; Malvaceae.